Astyanax mexicanus (Mexican tetra) is the source of this 1912-nucleotide messenger RNA. RefSeq names its product WAS protein family homolog 1 (gene wash1). The record is from RefSeq and is a predicted model, not a curated record. NCBI's taxonomy places the organism in Eukaryota, Metazoa, Chordata, Actinopteri, Characiformes, Acestrorhamphidae. The transcript has 11 exons. The coding region runs from base 118 to 1572 and encodes 484 amino acids. Gene Ontology annotation, cellular component: early endosome; WASH complex; recycling endosome. Gene Ontology annotation, biological process: exocytosis; retrograde transport, endosome to Golgi; Arp2/3 complex-mediated actin nucleation. Gene Ontology annotation, molecular function: alpha-tubulin binding; gamma-tubulin binding.
CGCCGCUGCUCAUGUGACUAGUCGGUGCGGAAGUUUUGAUAACAGAGCUCAUUUCAGUGCUGUGUUUAUAGGCGAUGCGAGGAUUUUGUCGCUUUAGCUGCUUUAACUGCGUUAUAAAUGGUCAGGAUGACUCAGAAGUACCACUUGGAGGGACAGGUGUAUUCUGUCCCAGUGAUCCAGCAGGACUUGAGGAGGGAAGAGGCUGUGCACCAGAUCACUGAUGCUCUGCAAUACCUGGAAAAUAUUUCAACAGACAUCUUCACCAGGGUGUCGCAGAGUGUGGAAAAGAAUCGCACUUACCUCCAGGCCGUCACAGACCGUAUCAAACUGGCUCAAGCACGAGUCCACAAGAUCAAAGGAAGCAAAAAAGCCACCAAGGUAUUUUCCAGUGCUAAGUACCCUGCUCCAGAGAAACUAGAGGACUACUCCUCCAUUUUUACAGGUGCUGUUGAUCCUGCAUCUCAGAAACGACCUCGCUACAAAAUUCAGGGCAAGCUCCGCCCCCUGGAUGACAAGGCCUUGCAGGAGAAGCUAAAAUAUUUUCCAGUAUUUGUGAACACUAAGAAGCGCUCUGAAGAUGAAACGGAGGAGGGGUUGGGUAGCCUGCCCAGAAACAUCAGCUCAGUCAGCUCCCUACUACUCUUCAACACUACAGAGAACCUGUAUAAGAAGUAUGUGUUCCUGGAUCCUCUGGCCGGGGCCGUCACUAAAACUCACACCACGCUGGAGACGGAGAAAGAAGAAAAGCCAUUUGAUGCCCCUCUCUCCAUCACCAAGAGAGAGCAACUAGAGAGACAGACUGCAGAGAAUUACUUCUAUGUGCCAGACCUGGGCCAGGUGCCAGAGAUCGAUGUGCCCUCUUAUCUACCUGACCUGCCUGGCAUUGCAGAUGACCUCAUGUACAGUGCUGACCUUGGUCCAGGGUUUGCUCCCUCUGGUCCUGCCAGUGCAACCAUCCCUGAACUGCCCUCGUUCGGCACAGAUCACGAAGAGCCCAAUGGACCUGGCUCCCAGUUUAGACCAGAGGCUCCACCCCCACCUCCGCCUCCUCCUCCACCUCCUCCUCCUGAGCCAACUCAUGUUCCAGGUCCUCCUCCUGGAGCUCCUCCAGCUCCACCCCCUCCUCCCCCGCCUCCUCCUGUUAUAGCAGAUGGCGCAGGAGGUGGAGAUGCUUCCAGUCAGGCCCAGCCCACAGGUGCAGUAAAAGGUGCUCCUACAGAAGUUGUACAGCCGUCAGAUGGGCGAGCGAGCUUGCUGGAGUCUAUACGUAACGCCGGGGGCAUCGGCAAAGCCAAACUGCGGAACGUUAAAGAGCGUAAGAUGGAGAAGAAGAAGCAGAAGGAGCAAGAGCAAGUUGCUGUGACAGCCAGUGGUGGAGAUUUUAUGUCUGAUCUCUUUAAUAAACUGGCAAUGCGUCGGAAAGGCAUCUCAGGUAAAGUCCCUGGGGGCGGAGACGCCACAGAAGCACCGCCCAGUUCUGGUAGUGCAUUUGCCAGGAUGUCUGAUGUGAUCCCUCCACUACCAUCACCACACCAGCCAACCACAGAAGACGAUGACGACUGGGAGGCAUAGUGAAUACACAUGGACCUGUCUGCUCUGUACAGGCUGAAUUUAAACAGCUCUGAAUGUAGUUUUUUUAUGAACUGAAAACAGGGUUAAAGAUUUGAAGGUUUCAGCACUUCCUGGAAGAAUGUUCGACAUCUCAUCCUGAGGCACUGUUUCAGCUGCAGUGUGGCAGAGAGGUACAGAAAACCAGAUUCAGGGGAAGAUGAGGCUCUGUAAGGACAACAGACUGUCAAAACAAAUCUGUUCAAUGCUCAUCACUUUCUUAAUCUGACCUGAUUUAGUUUGUUUUGUAUCCAUGUGUGAUUAUUUUACUAAAAAAGUCAAUAAAUCAAGAUCAUGGACUGAA